Aspergillus uvarum CBS 121591 is the source of this 525-nucleotide messenger RNA. RefSeq lists its product as uncharacterized. The record is from RefSeq and is a predicted model, not a curated record. Lineage: Eukaryota; Fungi; Ascomycota; Eurotiomycetes; Eurotiales; Aspergillaceae. The transcript is spliced from 2 exons. The coding region runs from base 47 to 397 and encodes 116 amino acids.
ACAAACUCCAACCUUUCCACCCUCAAACCCACCCACAACCCUCAGAAUGCAACUCCUCGCCUACCUCCCCCUCGUCCUCAGCCUGAGCACCCCCGCCCUCUCAGCCUGGGGCAUCAAGGCCUGGCACAGCGACAACUGCAGCGGCUCGCUGCUGACGCACAUCGAGAACUCGCCCAAGACGGGGUGCUUCAACUUCGACAAGAAAGAGGGGUAUGGGAUCCGCUCGAUCAAUGGCAACUUCAACACCAAGGACUACCACAUCACGAUCUACCCCAAAGAGAACUGCAAGGGGACGGCGGCGUGGUCCGGCCAGCAGAUCAGUCCUCACAAGUGCGAGGUGUUCAAGGAGUGGAACUCAAAGGUCGUCAUGUACUCGUACAAGGUCACUGCGGCUUAGGCCUAUGUCGGGAGAAUUGGAUGUGAUACCGGGACGUUGAUGCGUCUUUGGCUUCGCUAUAUGUGCUGUAUAUGUAGCGUUGGAAAGUCUUUCUGCUGCUGUCUGUUCAUAGUAUCUAUAUCUUGGAC